Messenger RNA from Ilex paraguariensis (yerba mate), 229 nucleotides. NCBI's taxonomy places the organism in Eukaryota, Viridiplantae, Streptophyta, Magnoliopsida, Aquifoliales, Aquifoliaceae. The record is from the annotation of a GenBank genome assembly.
AUGGCAGCUCUUGGUUUCCUUCAGCUGUCCCCUCCUAGUUCAGCUGGUUUUCAGCUCGAUUUUGCUGGUUCCUCAGCUUUUCUGCUGGUGGCUUUUCCCUUUCAGCUGGUUUGCGCUGGGUUUCUCUUUGGACAUGCAUUGAUGGUUUCUGCUGCUACUGGUUUUCUCAGCGGUUCCCUCUUGUUUCUCUAUGCUUUGGCUCUGCUGGUUUCAGCUGCACCUUCAGCUG